Molecule: messenger RNA, 992 nt
Organism: Panicum hallii
Lineage: Eukaryota; Viridiplantae; Streptophyta; Magnoliopsida; Poales; Poaceae
Product: auxin-responsive protein SAUR36-like
Exons: 1
Coding region: 79-489 (136 amino acids)
Biological process (GO): response to auxin
Source: RefSeq, a predicted model, not a curated record
CAAAACAUAGCAAAGUUAAGCAUCGCCUCUCCAGCUUCCAUCUCAAGAAAGAAGGAGGAAAUAAGUCAGCAAUCAACCAUGAUCAGCACCAAGAGGAUUCCUCAGCUCGCCAAGAAGUGGCAGAGGAUGGCAGCGCUUGGGAGGAAGCGUCUCAUCUGGCAAAAGGAAGCCGACGAGUGCUGCACCUCUGUGGCGAGCAAGGGCCACUGCGCGGUGUACACCGCCGACGGGGCGCGGUUCGAGGUGCCAUUGGCGUGCCUUGGGACAGCAGUCUUCGCGGAGCUCCUGCAGAUGUCGCGGGAGGAGUUUGGCUUUGGGGGUGAUGAUGGCAGGAUCACAUUACCCUGCGACGCCGCGGUCAUGGAAUACGCCAUCUGUUUGCUCAGGAGGGGCGUCUCUGUGGACAUGGAGAAGGCAUUCCUGAAUACCAUGGUCAGGUCGUGCCACUAUAAAAACAGUGUGGCACCGUAUGUGGCAGCUUGCUGUUAGUUGCAGUCGUAUAAGUGGAUGUAUAUUGUAGUGUUCAUCAGUGUAUGUAGGAAUUAGGAUAAAGAGAGGUUAUUCAGAGCCUUCUGAGUUCUGAUCCUGCAAAAAGAUCAAGGAUGGUGGCUAGCAAGUUAGCGCCACUGUUCUAGUUCAAUGCACAUAUCCUUUGUUGCACAAAUAAAUGACUUGUAACAAUUUGGGGCAAUAAGUUUCGUCAGCACAAAAAAGUUACUCCAACUCCGUGCUCCAGUUGAACCAGAACGUGCCAUUGUGCCUCUUGCAUUUCCAAGUUCCAACUGGCAACUUGCUGCGAUAUCCAGACUUUUGCUAUCAGUUUGGUUUACAGAACGUCAGGUGCUUACUCCCAAUCCAUGUUUUGUGGUCACUGGUCAGUAUCGACCAGUUCUAUCUAAGAAACAUACCUCAUGAAGGACACAUGCAAAUCGAGUCCAACCUGUCAAGGACCAUUCUGCCUGAGAUUGUGCAGUGAGAUAUCAAUUGUAGAG